Molecule: messenger RNA, 1266 nt
Organism: Chaetura pelagica (chimney swift)
Lineage: Eukaryota; Metazoa; Chordata; Aves; Apodiformes; Apodidae
Gene: RCC1
Product: regulator of chromosome condensation 1
Exons: 9
Coding region: 1-1266 (421 amino acids)
Cellular component (GO): cytoplasm
Molecular function (GO): guanyl-nucleotide exchange factor activity
Source: RefSeq, a predicted model, not a curated record
AUGCCAGGGAAACGCCCAGCGAAGAAGAGCCUGGUGCCAGAAGAUGAAUCUCCUGGAAGGAAGAAGGUUAAAGUCUGCCACCCUUCCCACCGGACACAGCCCGGCCUGGUGCUCACCCUGGGCCAGGGGGAUGUUGGUCAGUUGGGGCUGGGGGAGGACGUGAUGGAGAGGAAGAAACCAGCCCUGGUGCCACUGCCAGAGAUGAUGGUGCAGGUGGAAGCUGGAGGGAUGCACACAGUGUGUCUCAGCCAGACAGGAAAGAUCUACACCUUUGGCUGCAACGAUGAGGGUGCCCUUGGGCGCGACACCUCAGCAGAAGGGUCAGAGACCACCCCGGGGCUGGUGGAGCUGCAGGAGAAGGUGCUGCAGGUCUCUGCAGGGGACAGUCACACUGCUGCACUGACAGAGGAUGGCAGGGUGUUUGUCUGGGGCUCUUUCCGGGACAACAAUGGGGUGAUUGGUUUGGUGGAGCCCAUGAAGACAAGCUCUGUUCCUGUGCUGCUCCAGCUCAGUGCACCGGUUGUUAAAAUUGUCUCAGGGAACGACCACCUGGUGAUGCUGACAGUGGAUGGUGAGCUGUUCACGUGUGGCUGUGGCGAGCAGGGCCAGCUGGGCCGGGUGCCGGCGCUUUUCACCAACCGCGGGGGAAGGAAGGGGCUGCAGCGCCUGCUGGUUCCCCAGCGCGUCCCGGUCAGAGGCAAAGGCAACAGGAGCAAAGUCCGUUUCCAGGACGCCUUCUGUGGGGCUUAUGUCACCUUUGCUGUCACACAGGAGGGACACAUCUAUGGAUUUGGCCUCUCCAACUACCACCAGCUGGGGACCCAGGGCACCGAGUCCUGCUUCUCCCCCCAGAACCUGACGUGCUUCAAGAACUCCACCAAGUCCUGGGUCGGGUUUUCUGGUGGGCAGCACCACACGUUGUGCGUCGACUCAGAGGGUAAAGCCUACAGCCUGGGGAGGGCAGAGUACGGCCGGCUGGGGCUGGGGGCGGGGGCAGAGGAGAAGAGCACGCCCACCCUCAUCCCGGAGCUCCCCAGCAUCAGCUCGGUGGCCUGCGGAGCAUCGGUGGGAUACGCUGUCAGCAGCGAUGGACGAGCGUUUGCCUGGGGCAUGGGCACCAACUACCAGCUGGGCACAGGAGAGGAUGAGGACGUCCUGAGCCCUGUGGAGAUGACGGGGAAGCAGCUGGAGAACCGGCUGGUCCUGGCGGUGUCCAGCGGUGGCCAACACACGGUGCUGCUGGUCAGGGACAAGGAGCAGAGUUGA